CUUGUUUCCAUAGAAAAAUGACCAACAACAGCACUAUUUCUAACACCCUCCAGUGGGUUUCCCAAAUGGAUGUGGACAUUGAGCCCAAGGACGUUCGCAAGACCUCUAUCAUCUGUACCAUCGGACCCAAGACCAACAGUGUUGAAAAGCUCACUGAGCUGAUGGAGGCUGGUAUGAAUAUCUGCCGUCUUAACUUCUCCCAUGGCUCAUACGAGUACCAUCAGUCCGUUAUUGACAACUGCCGCGCUGCUGCUGCUAAGCGCCCAGAGUUCCCCGUUGGUAUUGCUCUUGAUACUAAGGGACCUGAAAUUAGAACCGGUUUGAUGAAGGAUGGCAUUGAGCUUCCUAUCUCAGCCGGUCAUGAACUCAUCAUCACUACCGAUGACAAGUAUGCCGAAGCUUCUGACGAACAGUACAUGUAUGUCGACUACAAGAACUUGCCCAAGGUCACUGAAGUUGGCAAGCUCAUCUAUGUUGACGACGGUGUUUUGUCAUUCGAGGUCCUCGAGACUGCUGACACCUAUGUCAAGGCUCGUGCCAUCAACAACGGCAAGCUCUGCUCCAAGAAGGGUGUCAAUCUUCCCAAGACUCCCGUUGAUUUGCCUGCUUUGUCGGAGAAGGAUAAGGCUGACUUGCGAUUUGGUGUCCAAAAUGGCGUUGAUAUGAUCUUUGCCUCUUUCAUCCGUACUGCUCAAGAUGUCAAGGAUAUCCGCAAGGUCCUCGGUGAAGAUGGCCAAAACAUCAAGAUUAUCUGCAAGAUCGAAAACCAUCAAGGUUGUCUUAACUUCGACGAGAUUCUCGCCGAAACUGAUGGUAUCAUGAUUGCUCGUGGUGAUAUGGGUAUCGAAAUUCCUUGCGAACGCGUCUUCAUUGCCCAAAAGAUGAUGAUUGCCAAGUGCAACCUUGCUGGAAAGCCUGUUGCUUGUGCCACUCAAAUGCUCGAGUCCAUGACCUACAACCCCCGCCCUACUCGUGCUGAAGUGUCUGAUGUUGCCAAUGCUGUUCUUGACGGUGCUGAUUUGGUCAUGCUUUCAGGUGAAACUGCCAAGGGUAACUACCCCAUUGAGGCUGUUACCACCAUGGCCGCUACAUGCGUUCUUGCUGAGUCUGUUGUAUCAUAUCCCGUCUUGUUCAACGAGAUCCGUGGCCUUGCUGUCCGUCCUACUGAGACCACCGAGACCAUUGGCUCUGCUGCUGUCGCUGCUGCCAUGGAACAAAACGCUGGCGCUAUCAUUGUCCUCUCUACCUCUGGUAGCACUGCCCGAUAUGUCUCCAAAUACCGCCCAUCCAUGCCCAUCAUCCUCGUCACCCGCAAUGAGCAAACUGCCCGUCAAUCACAUCUUCACCGUGGUAUCUUCCCAUUCGUCUACAGAGGCGAUAAGGAUGCCAACUGGCAAAUCGAUGUUGAAGCUCGUAUCCGACACGGUAUUGAGCAGGGUAAGAAGAAUGGUUUGUUGCGCUCCAACGAGCCCAUUGUCAUCGUCCAAGGCUGGAAGGGUGGUCUCGGCAACACCAACACCAUUCGUGUCUUGAUCGCUCCUUAAAUCUGCUUAGAAAGUCCCGUAUUUUGUUAGCUCGUCUAAAGAAUUGUGUAAAUAGUCUGAAUCCCUGGUCCAUUCAAGGGUACGUAGACAGUGUUAGACAUUAUUAAAUAUAUUGCGCUG
Messenger RNA from Umbelopsis ramanniana AG, 1664 nucleotides. RefSeq lists its product as uncharacterized. Gene Ontology annotation, biological process: glycolytic process. The record is from RefSeq and is a predicted model, not a curated record. Gene Ontology annotation, cellular component: cytoplasm. NCBI's taxonomy places the organism in Eukaryota, Fungi, Mucoromycota, Umbelopsidomycetes, Umbelopsidales, Umbelopsidaceae. Gene Ontology annotation, molecular function: potassium ion binding; pyruvate kinase activity; magnesium ion binding. The transcript is spliced from 4 exons. The coding region runs from base 18 to 1544 and encodes 508 amino acids.